GACUGGCCGAGCGAUUUCCCGUACACCGGCGCAGACGACUUCAAGCGGCUCGACGAGGCGGUGGACACCGAGUUCUACAAGCUCCCGAAGCUGGUUUACCACAUCGACGAGGGCGCCGUCGCGGCGCUGACGCACUUUUACGACGAGUCCAUCCCUGAUGGCUCGGACGUGCUGGACAUCUGCAGCUCGUGGGUGUCGCACUUCCCGCGUGACUUCCCUUUGCGCAUGCGCUCCAUCGUCGGCACAGGCAUCUCGGACCUCGAGCUGCAGUGCAACGACCAGCUCAGCGGACACGUGCAGGCGGACCUGAACGUCGCGCCGCGCCUGCCGUUCCCAGACCGCUCCUUCGACGUGGUCACGUGCUGCGUCUCGUUCGACUACCUCACUCGCCCACUGGAUGUGAUGCGCGAGGUCCGACGCGUGCUGCGGCCAGGCGGCUCCGUCCUCCUCUCCCAGUCGAACCGCUGCUUCUUCACCAAGGCUGUCGGCGUCUGGACGCGCGACAUGUCGGACGCGGCUCACCUGCGCGUCCUCGGGACCUACAUCCACUUUGCGGGCGGGUUAUCGCCGCCGGCCGCCACCGACAUCUCCGCGAGCGGGACGGGCACCAACGACCCCAUGUACCUGGUGAGCGCGAAGCGC
This is a messenger RNA of Emiliania huxleyi CCMP1516, 642 nucleotides long. RefSeq lists its product as hypothetical. The annotation marks the transcript as partial. Lineage: Eukaryota; Haptophyta; Isochrysidales; Noelaerhabdaceae. The record is from RefSeq and is a predicted model, not a curated record. Gene Ontology annotation, molecular function: S-adenosylmethionine-dependent methyltransferase activity. The transcript has a single exon.